CACAAGAGAAGCAAAGGGAGAGAAUUUUCUGCCUUUCCUGUGAGCAGCAGAUUCCCUCCUAGACCCUGCAGGAGCCCCAGCUGGCGCUGGCCUUGCAGCUGGCCAUGAACUCUUCGUGCUGCUCCCUGUUCGCUCACCCGAUGUUGCCUAACCACACGGAGCACCCUGCCGUCCCUCUGAGCAACCGGAGCGGCAGUGGGUUCUGUGAGCAAGUCUUCAUCAAGCCGGAGGUCUUCCUGGCACUGGGCAUCGUCAGCCUGCUGGAAAAUGUCCUGGUCAUCUUGGCUGUGGCCAGGAACGGCAACCUGCACUCCCCCAUGUACUUCUUCCUGUGCAGCCUGGCCACUGCCGACAUGCUGGUGAGCGUGUCCAACGCCCUGGAGACCAUCAUGAUCGCCGUUGUCAACAGCGACUCCUUGACCUUGGAGGACCAGUUCAUCCAGCACAUGGACACCAUCUUCGACUCCAUGAUCUGCAUCUCCCUAGUGGCCUCCAUCUGCAACCUCCUGGCCAUUGCUGUGGACAGGUAUGUCACCAUCUUCUACGCCCUCCGCUACCACAGCAUCAUGACAGUGAGGAAGGCCCUGGCCUUGAUUGUGGCCAUCUGGGUCUGCUGUGGUGUUUGUGGUGUGGUGUUUAUUGUCUACUCCGAGAGCAAGAUGGUCAUCGUGUGCCUCAUCGUCAUGUUCUUCACCAUGGUGCUCCUCAUGGGCACCCUGUACGUGCACAUGUUCCUCUUCGCCCGGCUGCAUGUUCAGCGCAUCGCCGCCCUGCCCCCCGCAGAUGGCGUGGCCCCACAGCAGCACUCCUGCAUGAAGGGGGCUGUCACCAUCACCAUCCUGCUGGGGGUGUUCAUCUUCUGCUGGGCCCCCUUCUUCCUCCACCUGAUCCUCAUCAUCACCUGCCCCACCAACCCUUACUGCAUCUGCUACACAGCACACUUCAAUACCUACCUGGUCCUGAUCAUGUGCAAUUCUGUCAUCGACCCCCUCAUCUACGCCUUCCGCAGCCUGGAGCUGCGCAACACCUUCAAGGAGAUUCUCUGUGGCUGCAACGGCAUGAACUUGGGCUAGGGCUGUGCAAGUGAUCCACAUCCAACCAAGGGGCGAGAGAAAA
This is a messenger RNA of Nannospalax galili (Upper Galilee mountains blind mole rat), 1116 nucleotides long. It is a transcript of the gene Mc3r, whose product is annotated as melanocortin 3 receptor. The transcript has a single exon. Gene Ontology annotation, molecular function: peptide hormone binding; melanocyte-stimulating hormone receptor activity. Gene Ontology annotation, biological process: G protein-coupled receptor signaling pathway. The record is from RefSeq and is a predicted model, not a curated record. Gene Ontology annotation, cellular component: membrane. The coding region runs from base 105 to 1073 and encodes 322 amino acids. NCBI's taxonomy places the organism in Eukaryota, Metazoa, Chordata, Mammalia, Rodentia, Spalacidae.